AUGAUAAUGAAGAACUAUCACAAAAUAAUGAAGUACUAUCACAAAAUAAUGAAGAAAUAACACAAAACAAUGAAGAUAUAACACAAAAUAAAGAUGAUAUAACACAAAAUAAUGAAGAAAAACCAUCUAAAGGUAUAAUUAUUGAAUUAACUGAAGGGUGCGGUUUAAUACCUAUAGAAAAGAGUCGUCCACCCCGAAGACCGGCUAAUGGGGGACCAACAAAAAAAAAAAAACCUUCUAAAAGUCAAGAACAAUUAGUUAACGAAUAUUUAUCAAAAUUUAAUUUAGGUGAAGAACUAUUGAAUUCUAGGUAUCAACACGCAAACAAAAUUGUAGACACAUUAGACCUUAAUCAAAAAUAUAAAGAUAUGCUUAAAGAAUAUUUAAAAUUAUAUAUAGACGGAGAUAAAUCACGUAAAAGACAUAAGUUGUUUAAAAAAUUAAAAGACAAGAUUUCAAAUAUUCCAAGGAAUCAUGGUCUUUUCACUAUUUGUGAUUUUGUAAAUCCAUAA
Messenger RNA from Plasmodium gaboni, 512 nucleotides. Its product is annotated as exported protein (hyp12). The annotation marks the transcript as partial. Lineage: Eukaryota; Apicomplexa; Aconoidasida; Haemosporida; Plasmodiidae. The transcript has a single exon. The record is from RefSeq and is a predicted model, not a curated record.